Messenger RNA from Drosophila kikkawai, 2008 nucleotides. RefSeq names its product (A+T)-stretch binding protein (gene ATbp). Gene Ontology annotation, biological process: regulation of transcription by RNA polymerase II. Gene Ontology annotation, cellular component: nucleus. Lineage: Eukaryota; Metazoa; Arthropoda; Insecta; Diptera; Drosophilidae. Gene Ontology annotation, molecular function: RNA polymerase II cis-regulatory region sequence-specific DNA binding; DNA-binding transcription factor activity, RNA polymerase II-specific. The record is from RefSeq and is a predicted model, not a curated record.
CGGGGAUGCAGCAUCAGGGCCAGAGCUCGCUACCAGGGCCAUAAACAUAAAAGAAAACAUAAACAAACGCAACAACGACGCAAUGGGCUUUCCGCGCAUCCUCAGCAAGAACAACAAAAUCUACACGAAGCUGGGCGAGUUCUGUUUGUCGGGCGACAGCUUCUGGAUCGUUUGCCACACGUGCCAGGAGGAGCUCCAAACGCAGGAUCAGUUCUGGAAGCACAUCCAGGACGAGCACAACUUUCUGCAUGGCGUUGCCAAGCAGGAGCACAGCAGAACCUCGAGCUACUGCCUCACCGAUGUGGAGGCGGCCGCAGCGGCUGCGGGUGCGGCCACGCCAGGCGGUAGCGGCUCCCAGGGGGCGGGCAGUGUGACGGCGGUCACAGUGCCUUUAGCUUUGUACCAUUGCUCGACCAAGUAUUCCGAGGAGGAGCAGCGCGAGGCGGAGCUGCAUGAGGCGCAACAGCAGCAGCAACAACAACAACAGCAGCAGCAGCAGGUACAAGUACAGCAGCAGGUUCAGCAGCAACACCAGGCCCAACAUCAGCAGCAACAGCAGCAGCAACACCAACAGCAGCAACAGCAGGCUCACCAGCAACAACUCCAGCAGCAACAGCAGCAGCGGGAUGUGGCCAAGGAGCUGGCCGAGCUGCAUGCCAAUGCUGUGGCCGCCGCUACCGCUGCAGCAGCAGCCAUUGGCGGCGGCGAGGGCAGCACACGCAGCAGCAUUGACAUUAAAAUCGAACCCUCCCAACUAACCAUGACGCCGGAGAUGCAGGCUGCAGCGGCGGCGGCAGCAGCGGGCACCAUCUAUCAUCUACCGCAGCUAGUCCCAGCACCAGUGGUCCCACCGCCGCCGCCCACGCCUGGCUUUGUGAGUGUCAGCGCCAGCACCAGCACCUCCAACACGGUCAGCACAACGCCGCCGAAUGUGACGGCCGUGCUGCAGCAGCAACAGCAACAGACCGGAGCGGGACUCACCAAUCUCAGCCUGAAUGUGACGCCAUCGACUGCCAUGGCCGCUGCCAUGCUAGCCGCCAGUCAAGAGCUGCCCAAAGACUCGAACAGCACGACGGCGAGUGCCGGUAGCGCUGUGUCCUCGGACGAUGGCGAGCGCUGGUACGUCUGCGACUAUGAGACGUGCGGGCUCAAGUUCAAGUACAAGUCGCGGAUGGAGCUACACCGUGUGGUGCACAGCAAGGAGCGGCGCUUUAAUUGUGAGCUGUGCAGUGCAUCCUUCAAGCAGUCCUGCAACCUGUCCACGCACCGCAAAAAGAAGCAUGCGCUGCGAGGCAUCAAGAACGAAAUACUGCCGCAGCGCUUCUAGGCCGUAGUAGACCGUAGUUAACCCCACAUCCAAAUCCUAAUCCUAAUCCUCCUUCUCCCUAUCACUCGUUUAGCCAGAUUCUGAACUGCAGCUUGAACCCUGAACCCCGGACCCUGCAAUUUCUAACUAAGUUUAAACAACUCAAAUUUAAUUUUGAAACCGUAGCUUCAACGUCUGCCUGCUGGCCAAAGAUUGUUUGCAAAAGUUCCAUUCUAAAUUUAAAGGGUUUUUUUUAUGCUGCUUAAAAUUGUUGUAAAGGUUUCCCUACGAUAAUCCUUUGGCCAGCAGGACGGCAUACGGUUAUAUAUAUAUACAAAUAUAUGAAUAAUUGUAUCUAAUUUAGGACUAGUUCCCCCUGUAAAUGUAAUGGUAAUGCCCGAGCGAGGUUAUGUUAACCUUCCUCCCAUUAACGUUUAAUUACGCCCUAGAUGUACAUGCAAAUCUUUUAUAUAGUGGCUAAGAUAAUGCGAACUAGCUCGAUAUCGUAUUGGACAUCGAGGUUAGCAGUCAGUUGGUUCCGUGUUACGUUAGUUACUCCCACUUUUGCCUAGUAACUGCGACCAGUGCGCGACAGUGUAUUUACCAUUAGAUCAAUCAAUCAAUCAAACGAAGGCAAGCCACAGCCCAGGCAACAAGCCAAGGCAACAGGCAACAAGCAAACAGCCGAAACACACACACACA